CGUAAAUAACAUAAUAACGUUAGUAGUACUUAACAAUGGCAGCUUCCAGGGUUAUUUCAAGAUCAUUUGAUUAUCUCGUGAUAGGUGCUGGAUCGGGAGGAAUUGCUAGCGCCAAGAAAGCUGGGGCUUUAGGUGCAAAAGUUGCUAUAAUAGAACAUGGGCCAUUGGGAGGAACAUGCGUCAAUGUGGGCUGUGUUCCUAAAAAGGUUAUGUUUUAUGCAGCUUCUCAUGCUGAAUCUCUUCAUGAUCAUCAGUCUUAUGGUUUUGAUAUUUCUGCCGAUGAUAAAAUAUUUAAUUGGCCAAAAGUUAAAAAAGAGAGGGAUUCUUAUAUCAAACGAUUGAACAAGAUAUAUGAAUCUGGUUUAGAAAAAGCUAAUGUUGAGCUUUUUCUUGGACAUGCAAAAUUUGUCAGUCCCAAUGAAGUCCUUGUUAAUGAUGUUACACUAACUGCCAAGCAUAUACUAGUUGCUACUGGAACAAAACCAAUUAUUCCUGAUGUACCUGGAGCUAAAUUGGGGAUUACUAGUGAUGGUUUCUUUGAAUUGGAAGAACUACCGAAGAAAGUUGUAGUUUCUGGAAGUGGGUACAUAGCAGUUGAGAUGGCUGGUAUUUUAAGAGCUCUUGGUUCAGAAGUGUCAUUAGUCAUUCGUAGAGGAAAAAUAUUGCGUUCUUUUGAUGAUAUGUUAUCAGAUGCUCUCAUUGAUGAAAUGAAACAUUCUGGUAUUAAUAUUAUACCCCAUUCUAAGAUUACUAGUGUUGCUCAACAGCCAGAUAAACUUCUUGAAGUUUCAGUUAGUCCAUUUGAUGGAGAAGGUGAAGUCAAGAGUUUAUCAAAUGUUGACUGUCUGCUUUGGGCUGUUGGUAGAGAUGCCAAUGUUAAUGAUCUUCAAUUGGAAAAAGCUGGGAUUGAACAGGACAAAUCUGGCUUUAUUGUUGUUGAUGAAUAUCAAAAUACUAAUGUUCCUUUCAUUUAUGCUCUUGGAGAUGUUGCUGGCAAAAAACUGUUAACUCCAGUUGCAAUUGCAGCUGGGAGAAAACUGUCUCGAAGGUUAUUUAAUGCUGAGGAUGUAAAAUUGGAUUAUGAGAAUAUCCCAACUGUUGUGUUCAGUCAUCCUCCUAUUGGAACGAUUGGACUCACUGAAGCUGAAGCCAUAAAAGAAUUUGGAAAUGAAAAAUUGAAGAUAUAUACAUCAACUUUUACUCCAUUAUAUUAUGCCCUAACAAGCCGAAAAGUCAAAUGCCACAUGAAACUGAUAUGUGUGCUUCCUGAUGAGAAAAUUGUUGGACUUCAUAUCAUUGGCAUGGGUUCUGAUGAAAUGCUGCAAGGCUUUGGAGUUGCAAUUAAAAUGGGUGCAACAAAGGAUGAUUUUGACAAUUGUGUUGCGAUUCAUCCUACUAGUGCAGAGGAACUUGUUACAAUGAAGUAACUUUUUGUUAAAUUCAGUAUCAUGAUACAGUUUAAAGUUCAUUUUUAUUUGCUUUAUGAUUUUGAUCUACACGUAGGUAGUGAAAUUAG
This is a messenger RNA of Amphimedon queenslandica, 1516 nucleotides long. Its product is annotated as glutathione reductase, mitochondrial-like. Gene Ontology annotation, cellular component: cytosol; mitochondrion. The record is from RefSeq and is a predicted model, not a curated record. The transcript is spliced from 14 exons. Lineage: Eukaryota; Metazoa; Porifera; Demospongiae; Haplosclerida; Niphatidae. Gene Ontology annotation, molecular function: NADP binding; flavin adenine dinucleotide binding; glutathione-disulfide reductase (NADPH) activity. Gene Ontology annotation, biological process: cell redox homeostasis; glutathione metabolic process; cellular response to oxidative stress. Bases 36 to 1427 code for a protein of 463 amino acids.